UCUGCAGCUAUUCAUGCUGUCUUUCCAGAUGUACGACAUCUAUUAUGCGUAUGGCAUAUUGGCAAUGACGUGGAGAACAUGGUCGAUAAAUUGUGUGGCGGCAAGAAAAAUCAACAGGGCCAGUUAUUCAGGCAAACAAAAUGGAACCCCUUGGUUAACAGUAUGACGAUCGCCGAUUUUGAAAACAGAUGGGAAGGGAUUGUGUCCACUUGGUCGACUAGGAACCGGAGAGUCGUGCAAUAUUUGGCAGGAACAUGGAUUCCUCACAAAGAGAAAUAUGUGCGUGCGUGGACGAAUGAUUGUUUGCACUUGGGUAACCAGACUACCAGUCGAGUUGAAAGUCAACACUCUUCCUUCAAGUACUACUUGGGUAGCGGUAAUAGCUCAUUCGAUACGCUGUUUAAAAGGGCGCACGCACAAAUUAUGAAUCAACAAUCAAAAAUAAGACAAGCUCUUGAGGAAUCUAAGAAUUCCAUUUCAAGAACGUCGCGACUAAAUUUUCUACGACCGUUGUAUCGUCAUGUUUCUAUAUUUGCCUUGGAACUAUUGAUGAUGGAGCACAACCGGAUGCUAACCCUGGGCAGUUGUCUUUUAGAAAAAUGCGGUUGUGUCUAA
Messenger RNA from Amaranthus tricolor (Joseph's coat), 615 nucleotides. RefSeq lists its product as uncharacterized. The coding region runs from base 79 to 615 and encodes 178 amino acids. The record is from RefSeq and is a predicted model, not a curated record. Lineage: Eukaryota; Viridiplantae; Streptophyta; Magnoliopsida; Caryophyllales; Amaranthaceae. The transcript has 3 exons.